Closterium sp. Yama58-4 is the source of this 2091-nucleotide messenger RNA. Lineage: Eukaryota; Viridiplantae; Streptophyta; Zygnematophyceae; Desmidiales; Closteriaceae. The record is from the annotation of a GenBank genome assembly.
AUGAUGCGUGAACCGGCGGCCGUUCUCGAUAGUAUGAAGGACAAGCUAUCUUUAGAGGAUCUCGAGAUUCUCAUCGCCUACUUCGCCCAACAGGGUCGCGACAUGUGGCAGGCCCUCGAGGUCUACGAUUGGAUGGUCCGCGGGAACCGCGUGGAGCGCCGAACGCGGCGCCUCAUCCACGUCAUCAUGGACCAGCGCCUCGGGCAGCUGCUACAGGAAGGCUGCCCGACGGAAAAAGUUGUGCGGCUGGUGGGCAGGAUGGUGGAUCUCGGGCUGCCCCCGGAUUUCCCGCUGAAAAGAUUGGUGGGGGAGGAGCUGUGGGAUAGAGGGGCGGUGGCGGAAGUUGUAAAGCUUCUGAGAAUGUUCCGGGACGAGGAGGAAAGGGUGGGCAUGGGAGCAGCAGAGUCAAGGAGGCAAGAUAAUCGAUUGCCAGGAGUGGAAAGGAGUGGGGUGCGGUCCGAACAACAACAGAGCAGCAGAGAAGCUAGCACAGGCGGGGUAAUUGAGGCGAAAAGAGGGCAGGAUCAAGAGGGGAGGCAGGCAGGCAUAGAGUCAAAGUCAAGAGAGGUAGAAGCAGACAGGGAGGGGGAUGGAGCAGUGGUGGUCCGAGAAGCAGGGGCAGCAGCAGAGGCAGUAGCAGAAGCGGUGGGGGAUGAAGAGGCGAUGAGAGCAGCAGAGGAGAGGGAGGAUCUAGUGGGGCUGCUGCUGCUGCGAGCUGUCAGCGCGGGGCAGUACCGGCAGGUGCUGCCGCUGCCGCGCAUGCUGCGAGAAGCCGGGGUGGAGGUGGGCGUGGCGGGGUUCAGUGCGGUGCUGGCCAGUGCGGUGAAGGAGCAGGAGAAGCUGAGCGUGGCGCGGAGGGAGCUGAGGGACCUGCAGCAGAUGGGCUUGGUGGGGCAGUUGUCGCCUCUGGACGGGUUGUUGCUAGAGGUCCAUGGGGCAACUCUGAGGCACGAGGCAGAGCAAGUGGUGCAAUGGUGUGCAGAGGAGUGCGAGGGCGACCUGCAGAGGCUUAGGGCGGCGGUUGGGGAGCGAGAGAGACAGCGGGAAAAGCGGCUAGCAGAGCUCAGGGAGGGGGGCAGGGGGGGAUACGAGGUGAAGGGGCGAGAGGCGCAGCUUUACCAGCAAGUAGCAGAAGAUGGGGAGGGAAGACUAAUCUUGAGGCGAGAUGCACAGAUUACUGGUCUGUCACGAGGGCUCUUAAGUGGGGGAAGCAUGCGGGAAGAAGAAGAGGAGGGAUACAGAAUAGGCUCACAGGAGCGUGAUGAGUCUUGGUUGCUGCUGGACCUGCAAAGAAACAGAAGAGGAGAGGUGGAGUGGGGGGGUGAAUCGGAUGUGCAGCGAGGGACACAGAGCUUCAUACAGCGGCUGGAGGCGUUGGGCUGCCCGUUGGACGAGUGGGCGUAUGCACUCAUGGUGGGGGGUGCGCUCAAGGGCGGGCACGUGGACGUGGCUGCAUACGCGGUCAGGGAGCUGGUGGUGCUGUGCUCUCAUGGUGUAGCUGGUGGUGCUGUGCUCUCAUGGUGUAGCUGGUGGUGCUGUGCUCUCAUGCUGGUGGUGCUGUGCUCUCAUGGUGUAGCUGGUGGUGCUGUGCUCUCAUGGUGUAGCUGGUGGUGCUGUGCUCUCAUGCUGGUGGUGCUGUGCUCUCAUGGUGUAGCUGGUGGUGCUGUGCUCUCAUGGUGUAGCUGGUGCAUCGAGUGGGCGUAUGCGCUUAUGGUGGUAGGUGCGCUCAAAGGUGGACACGUGGACGUGGCUGCAUUAGCCAUUGCUCUCGUGCUAGUUGUGGAAGCCUAUCUGGGGCUGUGCGCUGCCCUGGCAGACGUGGGGUUAUUGGAGCCUACAAUCGUGUUCCUCUACGUUGACCCACAUCUCCCUUCUCCCUUGCCUCCCCCUUGUCCGCAGAUGGUGAGGAGGGGCAUGCAGCCUAAUGCGCAACAGCUCGCUUUAGUGUUACGGCGCCUGCAGAGGGGGGAUGCGGGAGUGGAAGCCUAUCUGGGGCUGUGUGCUGCCCUGGCGGAUGUGGGGUUGCUGGAACCCACACUCGUCUUCCUCUAUGUCGACCUGCUGCGCCUCUGCAUCCUGCGCAUGCUGUAG